AGUGGGUGGGUCUUAAUUUUGAUAAUAGUUGGAUUGUUUGUUUUUCUCUACUAUCAGACUCCGGAUUAGUAUCAGAGAGAAUCGAGAAGAUGUCUGACUGUCUCACACUAGCCUAUUUAAACAAAGUGUACCUCGCUACGUUUGAUGCUCGAGCCAAAUGGCGAAACAUCUUGUUGAUGCUCGAAGUAUUCCCGGGUACUAUCGACAGCAUUGGUACGAAAUGGCGAGGUGAUCCUGAUGAUUGCUAUCGUGAGGGUCUUAAAGAGUGGCUGAAAGGUGGGGAGAGAAGCUGGAAAGAUGUUGUCAAAGCAUUGUCCAGUCCCACUGUGGGUUACAGUGACCUAGCCAAGACCAUCGAGAGAGAUCAUGUACAGUCUAGCAAUCGUACUGAUGUGAUUUCAGAGGAUGCUUCAUUGACAAAAGGCUCGGACUCAGUGGUGGCAACAAAGAGAGAGCCAAAGGACACUCAACCAGUCAAUAAAGGUCCCCCUCCCAGACCUCCACUCACUCUGAAAUGGAGAAGAGGAAAAUACAUGCCAAUCAAAACAGGCGGCUCGGUACAGAUUGUUGUUAUCGGUGACACGGCGUAUGUUGGUGGAGGUGGUGCAUACAAUGAUCGUGACGUGUGUACAGUGAUGAAGCUCGAGCAAGAUCAAUGGACUGACCUACCAGAGUACACUGCCAGGUGGUUCGCUAUGAUAUCACUCGCUAAUCGACUAGUGCUGGUGGGAGGACAUAAUACAAGAAACAGUGAAGUAACCAAUCAACUUGCAGUGUUCGAAUCAGAGGAAUGGACUCACCCGUACCCACCAAUGAACAUUGCUCGUCGAUCUUCAACAGCUGUCUCCUUCAACAACCACAUCAUUGUAGCUGGUGGGCGUGAUAAUAAAAACUGGCUUACCUAUUCUGUGGAGGUGUUGGACGUGGCAUCAGGAAGAUGGUACAUAAUUGCUCAGUCGUUACCUAACUCACGAUUAGGACUGAAGUCAACUCUUAUAGGAAACACCCUAUACCUAAUGGGUAACAUUGGGAAGCCAACCAAGACAGUGCACCACGUCGACCUCAAUGAACUCAUUGCAAAGGCCCUUUCCAACGUGGACACACCCACUCUCUGGCAGACAAUAGAAGACACACCACUCGAGUAUUCAGCUCCUCUCAGUAUUGGGAGGUCACUAUUAGCCGUUGGUGGAUGGGACGACAAACACAACUCAAGUUCAUCAAUCCACCUCUACCAGCCUGACACCAGGAGGUGGGUGAAAGUGGGAGAUCUGCCUACUCCACGAUACUGCUGCACAUGCUCAGUACUUCCUAGUGGAGAGAUCAUUGUAGCUGGAGGACAGAUAAAUUCAUAUACUAAUAUCCAAACUAUUGAUUUUUUUUCUCUAAGUGCUUAGUUGGACCAUAGAUACUAGAGAACUAGUAUCUAUGGUUGGACAGACUGCAUGAACAAUCAUUGACACUGUGAUUAUUUAGAUAGAAACAAAUUGUUUGUUAUAGCUAUAACUCAUGGAAAAGUUAAAGGAAUCAACAAAAUGAUAUUUCCCCAUCCCCAACUUUUGACUGCUACAGUAUUAAAACAUAAUUAUCAUCACUUAACCACUUCCUUCUUUUGUACAUUGUAAUUUUUCUUAGCCCCGAGAUGGAGAGCUUUCACGCCCCCCCCCCAAAAGU
Molecule: messenger RNA, 1671 nt
Organism: Halichondria panicea
Lineage: Eukaryota; Metazoa; Porifera; Demospongiae; Suberitida; Halichondriidae
Product: kelch-like protein 21
Exons: 4
Coding region: 90-1394 (434 amino acids)
Molecular function (GO): protein binding
Source: RefSeq, a predicted model, not a curated record